CUCACAUUCACAUUCACAUUCAUCUUCUUCAAUCUCUCAAGAAGAACAAAGCAAACAAAGCAAUGAGCUCAAUGAUGGAGACUCUCCAGAUUCGUAAACCCACUUCUCUCCCCGUUUCUCAACGUCCUAGUUCUUCCUCCACCGUCGACGAUGAGCCUGGUCUCAUCCGCCGUCGUCUCUCUUCUCUCUCACUCAACCUCUCAAACCAACCAGCAGCGAUCGCAGCUAGAUUCCCGAGAUCCAAAUCUGUUUCCGCCAUGGGAGAACAAGCAGGAAGCUCUGUGAAAGAAUGGUGGGAAUGGGGUUGGUCAUGGAUCCUUUCAAGAAAACCGAUAUUCAUCAGAGAUCUUGAGCUUAACAAAGACGAAGCUAAAUCAAUUGGUUCACAAAACAGAGGAAGUAUAAUGCACGUUUUCUUCAAACUCCGAUCUCAGAUCCGUAAUCUCAUGGGACCUUCUUCAUCUGAUUCUCUUCCUCUUUCUUGCAAAAACAAGCGUCAACGAUAAAAUGAUUCUUGAUUCACAUGGGGGUUGAGAUUUUGUGAUUUGUCUCUUUUUUUUUUUUUUACUUUCGUGCAAUGGAGUAUAAUGUAUAAUGUGUUUCUUUUUUUUCUUGAUGUUGUAUUUUGCUAUAAUUAAUUUGCCUAGAUUAU
Messenger RNA from Arabidopsis arenosa, 652 nucleotides. NCBI's taxonomy places the organism in Eukaryota, Viridiplantae, Streptophyta, Magnoliopsida, Brassicales, Brassicaceae. The record is from the annotation of a GenBank genome assembly.